This is a messenger RNA of Penicillium riverlandense, 1755 nucleotides long. RefSeq names its product multicopper oxidase. Lineage: Eukaryota; Fungi; Ascomycota; Eurotiomycetes; Eurotiales; Aspergillaceae. The transcript is spliced from 2 exons. Gene Ontology annotation, molecular function: copper ion binding; oxidoreductase activity. The record is from RefSeq and is a predicted model, not a curated record. Bases 1 to 1755 code for a protein of 584 amino acids.
AUGAAAGUGUCAUUAUUGACUCUAUUGAGCUGCUUCGCUGGAGCAGCUGCAAACACAGCUGGUGCAUCAGCUAAGAGAUCCCCCAGUCCCUGCCAGGGCAAUAGCCCUACAGCCCGUCAGCAAUGGUGCGACUACGACAUCCGCACAGACUACACGGCUAUAGCUCUCGACACAGGCGUAACGCGUGAGUUCUGGUUUGACGUAGAUCAGCUCCUCGUCGCGCCAGAUGGGCGCCCACGCUGGGGAAUAGCCAUCAACGGCUCGAUCCCGGGCCCGACCAUUGAAGCCGACUGGGGCGACACGGUGGUCGUCCACCUGCGCAAUCUGCUUCCGGAUUCCGUGGAGAAUGGGACUAGCAUGCACUUUCAUGGAUUGCGGCAGUAUCGCACAAACCCCAUGGACGGGGUGGUUUCUGUCACGCAAUGCCCUAUUCCCUCCGGGAGUAGCAUGACGUACCCAUGGAGGGCGAUGCAGUAUGGAACUACGUGGUAUCAUUCUCUUAUUGGGCUGCAAACGUGGGAAGGGGUCUUUGGUGGGAUUAUCAUCCACGGACCCGCCAGUGCCAACUACGAUGAGGACAAGGGGGUUAUUCUGUUUAGUGACUGGGACAUCAACACCGUUGACGAGUUAUGGGAUUCGGCCCAACUGAGCGGAUCACUGACCGUUGACAACGCCCUGAUUAAUGGCAUGAACGUCUUCGGCGCAGACAACAGGCCAGAUCAGACCGGCCAUCGAUUCAACACCACCUUCACAACGGGUAAAUCAUACCGACUGCGCCUGGGCAACGCAGCAUGCGACACGCACUUCAAGUUCAGCAUCGACCACCACACAAUGACCGUGAUAGCCGCAGACCUCGUCCCCAUCAAGCCAUACAGGACCACGGUGCUAAACAUCGCAAUCGGACAGCGCUACGAUGUCAUCGUGCAAGCCGACCAAGCCGUCGUCGCCGACAGGUUCUGGCUGCGUGCUGUGCCGCAAAGUGCCUGUUCCAUGAAUCUCAAUGCAGACAAUAUCCGGGGCAUUAUCUACUACGAUGACGGUGCGUCUGACAAUAGUCUUCCGAAGACGACUGCCCACGCAUUCGAGGAUAGCGGCCAAGACGAGGAUGCGUCGCUGCUUGCCCCCAUCGUCUCCAAGGACCUAGAUAUCUCCGCCGCAGAGUUCUUCUACAACGAAUCCCUGGUCGUCACAGCCGCUAAAACCGCGAACGCCUUCUAUCGCUGGUACAUUAACGGGACAUCCAUGCACCUGAACUGGUCUUACCCAACCCUCCGUCAGAUUCAAACCACAUCACAGGUUCUCGCCAACACCUCGACUGUGAUAUCUCUCCCUAACCCAGAAACAUGGGUCGUUGUAGCCAUCGAAACUAACCUGGACGUGCCACACCCAAUCCGUCUCCAUGCCCAUGACUUUCUCAUUAUCGCACAAGGAAGUGGGACUUAUCAACCACCAGAAUAUCAUGGCCUGGCCAGGCCGGCAGGAUCACUCCCUAAGCGCGAUACAGCUCUCCUGCCGGAGUCGGGAUAUCUGGUUCUAGCCUACCGGACGGAUAACCCGGGUGCAUGGCUGAUGCACUGUCAUAUCGGCUGGCACCUAGAGCAGGGUUUUGCGCUACAGUUUGUGGAGCAGGAGGCCGCUAUUCUGGAGAUGUUGAUCGAUGAUGAUGGUGUGAAACAAGUGAUCGAAGAGAAUUGUGCAAAGUCGGACCAGUACUGGAAGGGGCGGGUGGCUCUGGAGGAUGGGUCGGGAGUGUAG